This is a messenger RNA of Pseudozyma flocculosa PF-1, 4065 nucleotides long. RefSeq lists its product as uncharacterized. Gene Ontology annotation, molecular function: mRNA binding. Bases 1 to 4065 code for a protein of 1354 amino acids. The transcript has a single exon. Gene Ontology annotation, cellular component: nucleus; cytoplasm. The record is from RefSeq and is a predicted model, not a curated record. Gene Ontology annotation, biological process: nuclear division. NCBI's taxonomy places the organism in Eukaryota, Fungi, Basidiomycota, Ustilaginomycetes, Ustilaginales, Ustilaginaceae.
AUGGUCUCCGCCGCCGACUUCCUCAAGCAGCACCAGGCCGGCCUCUCGGACGCUGGCUCUGCCAACGAGCCCGCUCCCAUGGCCGACCCCUUCCCCGCCCUCACCCAGGACCCCUUCCCGUCGCUCACCCAGGACCCCUUCCCGCCCGCCUCCUCGGCCGCCGUCCACCACGGCGCCAGCACCGCCGCCAACGGCAAGGCCAGCGCCGACAGGAACAAGGAUGCCCAGCCCGACUUUUCCUCCGAGUCGGCCUUUCCCUCGCUCGGAUCGGCCCCCGCCCAGCCAAAGGGCCAGUGGGGAAAGAAGCUCGCCCCCGGAUCGCCCGCCAGCGCCGCCACCGCAAAGUCGCCCGCCACCGUCGGCUCCGCUUCUACCUGGAACGGAUCGGCCCCCGUCAUCCAGCGCUCCGUCCAGCAGCACUCGUUCUCGCUCGUCAUCUCCGCCGACACGCUGCCCAAGCUCGGCCCCGCCAUGAGCCGCGUCCAGAACAAGUACAAGGGCGUCAAGAUCGAGGCCAGCACCACCCGCAAGGCCGGCGCCACCACCUUUGUCCUCCGCGCCGCCGAUGAAGCCUCGAUCAAGCAGGCCAAGCGCGAGCUCACCGUCCUCCUCGCCAAGCAGGUCUCGAUCCAGGUCAUGAUCCCCGCCUCCCUCCGCGCCUUCGUCAUCGGCACAAAGGGAAAGAACCUCAAGGCCAUCACCGACCAGACCGGCGUCAAGGUCAAUGUCCCUCCCCGCGACCCCGCCGCCGCCGACGCCCCGCCCGCCAGCAACGCAGCCUCCCGCGACGUCGACUACGACGACGAGCAGAUCCCCGUCACCGUCGAGGGCGACGAGAUCAACGCCAAGCAGGCCCAGUCCAUGAUCCAGGCCAUUGUCGCCGAGCGCACCUCGCGCACCACCCAGCGCCUCACCCACAUCGACCACGUCUUCUACCCCUUCAUCUCUGGCGCAAAGGGCGCCAACUCGGCCAGGCUCGAGAGCGAGGUGGGCGAGGGCGACGUCUCGGUCCGCGUCCCUCCCCGUGCCGCCUUCCUGCCCGCCAGGGAGGGCGACGAGGACGCCGCCGCCAACGGUGGUGCCGAGCCCAAGCGCGAGCGCGACCUGUCUAUCGUCGUCUCGGGCGACCGCGAAAAGGUGGCCAAGGUCGUCGCCGCCAUCGAGAGCCAGGUCGACGAGAUGAAGAGCUCCUUCCGCACCCUCGCCAUCAGCAUCCCCAAGCGCCAGCACCGCUUCCUGGUGGGCGACGCCGCCAACGAGAUCCUCGCCUCGACCCAGUGCAGCGUCGAGCUGGCCAGCAUCGACGACCCGUCGGACAGCGUCACGAUCCGCGGCCCGCAGAGCCAGCUGCCCCUCGCCCUGACGGCGGCCAUGGAGAAGGCCAACGCCGUCCGCGUCGAGGUCGUCGACGUCGUCGCCGCCCAUCGCGGCGCGCCCGGCAACGACCUCAACCACGCCAAGAACGUGUUGCGCUGGCUCAACGUCAGCGGCAAGGUGCCGCGCGUCCAGGGCGUCCAGAUCUACCUUCCCAGGCCCGCCAUCGUCGAGUCGUCGGGCACCGUCCAGAUCGAGAUUGUCGGCGCCGACGCCGCCGAGGUGGCCCAGGCGCGCGAGACGAUCCAGGAGCUCGUCAAGCGCGUGGCCCCGUCGUUUGUCGCCGAGAUCGACGUCGACCCGCUCCUCCACCGCAUCAUCAUCGGCAAGAAGGCUCAGGGACUCAAGCAGUACGAGGCCCGCGGCGUCGACGUCAUCUUCCCGCCCGCCUCGGCCGCCCUGACCGACGGCGAGUCGCGCUCCGACGUCCUGCUCGUGCUCGGCGGCUCGUCGGUCGUCGCGUCGCUGCCGGCCGACAAGAAGGCGCGCGACGCCAAGGCCAAGGAGAUCCUCGACGGCGUCCGCGACGACAUCGUCAAGGCCCAGGUGGCGGCCGCCGACCUCAAGACCGAGACGCUGAGCGUCCCCGCCAAGUUCCACCGCGCCAUCCUCGGCCCCAACGGCACCACGCUCAACGCCAUCAUUGGCGAGGACCGCGCCGUGGCCGUCAAGCUGGGCUCCGGCAAGUCGUCCGGCGGCGACAAGGCGGCCGCGGCGUCGUCGUCGUCGUCGUCGACCUCCGAGGACUCGAUCGUCGUUCGCGGCCCCAGCUCCGAGGUGGCGCGAGUCGUCAAGGAGCUCCGCCGCAUCGCUGAAGAGGCCGAGCAGGACAGCAUCGUCAAUGGCCACGUCGCCGAGCUGACGAUCGACUCGGCCCACGUGCCCCACCUCGUCGGCCGCGGCGGCGCCGCCGUCACCAAGCUGCGCGAGGAGCUGGGCAUCCGCAUCGACUUUGGCGAGCCCAGUUCGUCGGCCACCGACGCCGACGGCAAGAAAAAGACGAGGAAGGGCUCGACGACCAAGGUGGUGCUGACGGGCCGCAAGGAGAAUGUCGAAGAGGCCAAGCGGCGGCUGCUCUCGCAGGUCGACAAGCUGGCCGACGAGACGAGCAUCACCGUCAAGGUGCCCGCCGAGAUGCACGGCAGCAUCAUCGGGCAGGGCGGCAAGUACGUCACCCGCCUCCAGGACACGUAUGGCGUGCGCAUCAACUUCCCCAGCGCGGCGCAGUCGUCGUCGACGGGCACGUCGACGCCCGAAGGCGCCGAGGGCUCCGCGCCGCCGUCGUCGUCGGCCAAGCCGGCGCGUCCCGACCAGAAGGCCGACGAGGUCAUCAUCAAGGGCGGCAAGAAGGGCGUCGAAGGCGCCAAGGCCGAGCUGCUCGAGCUGCUCGAGUACGAGCGCGAGCACAACAACGUCGUGACGCUGACCAUCAGCAAGAAGUCGAUCGCGCGCAUCAUGGGCAAGGGCGGCGCGACCAUCAACCAGAUCCGCGACGACAGCGAGGCGCAGAUCGACGUCGACGGCGAGGACGCGCAGAAGGGCACCGCCCAGGUCCGCGUGCGCGGUACCAAGAAGGCCGUCGCGGCGGCCAAGGCGGCCAUCCAGAGCAUCGCCAGCGAAGUCGACGCCGAGGAGACCUACACGCUCACCAUCGCGCCCGAGCACCACGGCCUGCUGAUCGGCCCCCAGGGCUCCAACAUCCGCGACCUCAUCAUCCGCGCCGGUGGGCCCGAGGACGCCAAGGCGUCGGCGCAGUACGUCCUCUUCCCGCGCCGCGGCGACAAGGCGACGGACGUGGUGACGGUGCGCGGCCCGGCGCCGCUGGCGGCCAAGAUCCGCGACGAGCUGGCCAAGGCGGCCAAGGUGCUGGCGGACCGCGUCGUGUACGGCGUCGUCGUGGCUCCCCAGGCGCAGCGGAUGCUCAUCGGCCGCGGCGGCUCGCGCCAGUCGGAGCUGCAGGCCAAGCACAAUGUGCGCCUCGUCUUCCCCGGCUGGAAGGAGUACGCGUCGACGGGCACGCCCGUCAACCAGGACGAGCUGGCCGGCGGCAACGAUUUGACGAUUGUCAAGAUCUCGGGCGACGCCGAGAGCUGCAAGGCCAUCGCCCAGGAGAUCCGCGACUCGUUUGCGUCGGCGUCCAAGGUGGUCGAGGUGCCGCGCUCGAUCCACGCCAAGCUGGCCACGCCCCAGUUCUUCCGCCAGCUGCGGAGCGACUACGGCGUCAGCGUCGACACGCCGCGCAACGUGGGCUCGUCCAAGGCCAACGGUGCCUCCGCCGCAGCGGCUUCGUCGUCGUCUGCCGCGCGCAUCGACGCCGACCCGAGCGAUGACGACGAGUUUGAGUUUUCGAUCGAGGAGCUCUCGGCGUCGGACGACGAGAGCGUGUCGUGGACGCUGACGGGCAAGGACGAGGCGUCGCUGGACAAGGCGAGCGCCAAGGUGGCCAGCGCCAUUAAGCGGGCGGGCGAGUUUUCGCACCAGGGCCGCCUGGUCAUCCCGCAGUCGUCGGUGCCGCGCGUCAUUGGGCGCGGAGGCAGCGGGCUGUCGAGCAUCCAGAGCGAGAGCGGCGCGUCGAUCGAGAUUCCGCGCGACAGCGGCGGCGUCUGCUUUAUCCGCGGCAGCGAGGACGCGGUGCGCGACGCAAAGGAGCGCAUCAUCCGCGUCGCCACCGGCGCUGGCAGGCGGGACUGA